Molecule: messenger RNA, 2019 nt
Organism: Polychytrium aggregatum
Lineage: Eukaryota; Fungi; Chytridiomycota; Chytridiomycetes; Polychytriales
Product: chaperonin Cpn60/TCP-1 family
Exons: 3
Coding region: 72-1817 (581 amino acids)
Biological process (GO): apoptotic mitochondrial changes; mitochondrial unfolded protein response; protein refolding
Cellular component (GO): mitochondrial inner membrane; mitochondrial matrix
Molecular function (GO): ATP binding; protein-folding chaperone binding; ATP-dependent protein folding chaperone
Source: RefSeq, a predicted model, not a curated record
CCCCGACCGAUCGAGUUCCUCCUCUGCCGCUGCUCUGCUGCCGGAUCCUCCUGCCCGUCCGCACGCCUGCCAUGUUCCGCGCUGCUCUCUCUCGCCCCGUCGCCCACAAGCCCGCUGCCCUGCUGGCCCGGUCGUACUCCCACAAGGUCAUUGCCUUUGGCCAGGACGGUCGCCAGGCCCUGGCUCGCGGUGUCGACAUCCUCGCCAGAGCCGUCGCCGUCACCCUUGGCCCCAAGGGCCGCAACGUCAUCAUUGACCAGCCCUAUGGCUCUCCCAAGAUCACCAAGGAUGGUGUCACUGUCGCAAAGUCCAUCACCCUCGAGGACAAGCUCGAGAACCUCGGUGCUCGGCUUGUCCAAGACGUUGCCAACAAGGCCAACGAGACCGCCGGUGACGGCACCACCACCGCCACUGUCCUCACUCGCGCCAUCUUUGUCGAGGGUCUGCGGAACAUUGCCCAGGGUGUCAACCCCAUGGAUCUCCGCAAGGGUGUCCAGCAGGCCGUCGACCUCGUCGUCAAGUACCUGAAGGACAACUCGCGCGUCAUCACCACCACCCAGGAGAUUGCCCAGGUCGCCACCAUCUCGGCCAACGGCGACAAGCACGUUGGCAACCUGAUCGCCCAGGCCAUGGAGAAGGUCGGAAAGGAGGGUGUCAUCACCAUCCAGGAGGGCAAGACCGUCGACGAUCAGCUCGAGAUCACCGAGGGCAUGCGCUUCGACCGCGGCUUCAUCUCGCCCUACUUCAUCACCGACACUCGCUCGCAAAAGGUCGAGUUCGAGAAGCCCUUUGUCUUGCUGUGCGAGCGCAAGAUCAGCCAGCUCUCGGACCUCCUCCCCGCCCUCGAGAUUUCGGCCACCCGCCGUCGCCCGCUCCUCAUCAUCGCCGAGGACGUUGACGGCGAGGCCCUCGCUGCCUGCAUCCUGAACAAGCUCCGCGGCCAGGUUUCUGUCUGCGCCGUCAAGGCCCCCGGCUUUGGCGACAACCGCAAGGCUAUCCUCCAGGACAUGGCCAUCCUCACCGGCGGCACCGUCUUCACCGACGAGCUCGACAUCAAGCUCGACAAACUCACCCCCGAAGACCUCGGCUCCGCCAACAGCAUCACUGUCACCAAGGAGGACACUGUCUUCCUGAACGGCGGCGGCUCCAAGGAGGCCAUCAGCCACCGCGCCGAGCAGAUCCGCCAGCUGAUCAGCUCCACCCAGAGCGACUAUGAGCGCGAGAAGCUGCAGGAGCGUCUUGCCAAGCUCUCCUCCGGUGUCGCCGUCAUCAAGGUCGGCGGCUCCUCCGAGGUCGAGGUCGGUGAGAAGAAGGACCGCUUCGUCGAUGCCCUCAACGCCACCCGCGCUGCCGUCGAGGAGGGUAUCGUCCCUGGUGGCGGUACGGCUCUCCUGAAGGCCAGCAAGGCCCUCGGCACCAUCAAGGGCGACAACUUUGACCAGAACCUCGGUAUCGAGAUUGUCCGCAAGGCCAUCCUCGCCCCCUGCAAGACCAUCUGCGACAACGCCGGUGUCGAGGGCGCCGUCGUCGUCGGCCGCCUGCUCGAGAGCUACAACCCCGAGGCUCCCAAGGAGGCCCAGAACUUCAACUUUGGCUACAACGCCGCCACCGGCGAGUACGUCGAUAUGGUCAAGGACGGUGUUAUCGAUCCUCUCAAGGUUGUCCGCACUGCCCUUGUCGACUCCUCCAGCGUUGCUUCGCUGCUGACCACCACCGAGUGCAUGAUCGUCGAUGCCCCCAAGCCCGAGCCUGCUGCCCCUCCCAUGGGCGGUAUGGGCGGUAUGGGUGGCAUGGGCGGCAUGGGCGGCAUGAUGUAAAAUAGCUAUUCCUCUGGCCCCACUCCCCUGUUAUAUAUCCCGUCCACCACUCGCCAUUCACCACUCCACCCACUCUCCGCCGACCCGAGGCAUGCAUUCCUGCCUCUUCAUCCCACUCCCUUCGUCAGCGACCGACCGCUGCUUCUUUCCGCCAUGUUCGUGGCACUUUGCACAACAAUAUAACGACCGUGAUCAUUCUCAC